Encephalitozoon hellem ATCC 50504 is the source of this 1896-nucleotide messenger RNA. Its product is annotated as dynamin-like vacuolar protein-sorting protein. Gene Ontology annotation, cellular component: microtubule; cytoplasm; membrane. Gene Ontology annotation, biological process: peroxisome organization. The coding region runs from base 1 to 1896 and encodes 631 amino acids. NCBI's taxonomy places the organism in Eukaryota, Fungi, Microsporidia, Unikaryonidae. Gene Ontology annotation, molecular function: GTP binding; microtubule binding; GTPase activity. The record is from RefSeq and is a predicted model, not a curated record. The transcript has a single exon.
AUGGCAGUCAUGGAUCUACUUAUAGAAAAGAUAAACGACCUCCAGGACAUAUGCAUAGAGAAUGGUAUAUCGAAUAAAAUCGAGCUUCCGCAGAUAGUAGUUGUUGGCAGCCAGAGCUCUGGGAAAAGCAGUGUGCUUGAAAACAUAAUAGGUAGGGAUAUACUGCCAAGAGGCACGGGGAUUGUCACCCGGAGACCCCUAAUCCUACAGCUUAUCCACAGCAAGACUGAAGACUAUGCGGUUUUCAACCAUCUUCAGGAGAAGAGAUACACCGACUUUGAGGAGGUGAAGAAAGAGAUUGUAAGGGAGACAAACCGGGUCUUAAAGUCGAAGAACGACGUCUCGCCCCAGCCCAUUAUACUCAAGUAUUACUCUUCCAAGGUCCUGACGCUCACACUGGUUGAUCUCCCUGGGCUGGUAAGAGUCCCAACCAACGACCAGCCCAAGGACAUAUGCACGAAAAUAACGGAGAUGUGCAGGAAGUAUGUGUCGAAUAAGAACGCCCUGAUUCUUGCGGUUUCCUCUGCUAACACAGACAUAUCAAACUCUGAUGCUCUGCAGCUUGCCAGAGAGGUUGACCAUAACUACGAAAGAACGAUUGGCGUUCUUACCAAGGUGGAUCUUAUGGACUCUGGGACAGAUGUUGUGGACAUUCUAGCAGGAAGGAUCAUAUGCCUAAGGCUGGGCUUUGUUCCUGUUGUGAACAGAAGCCAGCAGGACAUCGAGAAGAACAAAGGCAUACAGCAGGCACUGAAAGACGAGGAGCUGUUUUUCUCGACCCACGAGUCCUACAAAAGAAACAGGGCGUAUUGUGGGACAGCAUACCUGAUAUCAAAGCUCCACAACAUUCUUCAUGAGCACAUAAGGCAGUGCUUACCUGAGCUCCAAGAAAGGAUCAACAGCGGAAUGAUCGAUGCACAGAAUAAUCUCAGGGACCUUGGAAAUGUAUGCCUGAGCCCAAAGGAAAAUGUAAUGAGAAUCAUCAACGGCGUUUCGAAGAGGUUCAGUGAUAUUCUGUCGGGGAACAUUGAGUCGAAGGGAAACGAGCUGAUGGGAGGAGCAAGAUUAAACUAUGCAUUCAACCACCACUUCUCGAAGUUUAUAAACAGGCUUGGGGCCCUGGACAGCAUUCACGACGAGCAAAUAAGAGCGCUGCUGUACAACUCCAGUGGGUCAUCAUCUGUUCUUCUGUUUGGCCAUGCAGCAUUUGAAAAGCUAGCAAGGAUCUCUGUUGAGUCUUUCAAGCCUCACAGCCUGAAGCUUGUAAGCAUAGUGUUUUCUGAGCUGGUCAGAAUGAUCAAGCACAUUGUGGAUGGAUCUACCAUAAACAGGUAUCCUGUGCUUGGAGAGAAGGUCAUAAGCAGUGCGAUUAGAAUGCUUAAAGAACGGUGUGAUGCAACGCAUAGGCUAGUUGAAUCGUUUAUUGACUGGAAUACAGGGUACAUCAGCACCAAGCAUCCUGACUUCAUAAAGUGGAGCGAAAUGCUGUCGAAGGAGCUAGAGGACUCCACGGCGGAAAGGAAAGCAGAAAGAAUAGACUUCUACAAGGGGAUGGAGACCAAAGCCACUCUUGACUCCAUCCCCAAUACAUUGAGGAUUCGCGACGGGCUUUCAGAACAGGAGGCCAUAGAAAUAAGCAUGAUUAAGUCUAUGGUUGAAUCCUAUUUUGAAAUAACUAAGAAAAUAGUUGUUGACCAGGUCCCAAAGGCAAUAAUGUGUGAACUUGUCAAGAAAGCCGAGAAUUCUCUUCAGGAAACACUGUUUCUGGAGAUAUAUAACAGGGAUGAUAUAGACACCAUAGCCUCUGAGUCUGAGGAGGUAAGGAUGGAAAGAGGCAGGAUAGAGUCCAUGCUGAAAGCCCUGAAGCAGGCUUAUGACAUAAUAUGUUCUUUAUGA